AUGUUUGUAUCUUGCUUUCCUCGUCCUCUGCCGCAUCGCUCGACGGCCAAACGAUUAGACGUCUCCGUGGAGCAGCUCUUCAAUCCGUUGUUGGGUCUUGUAGACUCGAUGACCGAUUCCGACGACGACACGCCUAGAUGGAAGACCAGCCAAGUGGAACUCAGCCAACUCCUCGAAUCAGACGACGAACGAUCCCUGAGUUGCAACAAGAAAAAGUCUCGCCAUGUUUGCUUUGCUUUGGAGCCAGAAACCGUGGCUCUCAUUCCAUCUCAUCGGGACAUGACAGACGUCGAGUGGAACAGUCUCUUCUGGGGUUGCGACGAAAUUGACCAAAAUGCCCGCCGCAAUCGAGUGGAGUUCCAGGUUGAAGGCAAUUGGAGGAACGUGUUGGAGGAAAGCGAGUUCACUCUUUGCUCGGAUGGGUGUUUGUAUCAUCCUGUCACAGUCGAGAUCCACUUGCGCAAUCUGCGAGCGCAGCAAGUGGCUCUUGCAAACGCUGCGGCUCUUGUGGCCGUCGAAGUUAACAGCAAGAAGCGCAAACGAGCGACGCACCUCAUCUCGGGAGAGACUCGGAGAAUCAGGGGAGCAUUCAAGAGGCUAAGGGCCACUGGCGCAUUGCCUCCACAGUGA
Seminavis robusta is the source of this 630-nucleotide messenger RNA. NCBI's taxonomy places the organism in Eukaryota, Bacillariophyta, Bacillariophyceae, Naviculales, Naviculaceae. The record is from the annotation of a GenBank genome assembly.